Molecule: messenger RNA, 321 nt
Organism: Funneliformis geosporum
Lineage: Eukaryota; Fungi; Glomeromycota; Glomeromycetes; Glomerales; Glomeraceae
Source: the annotation of a GenBank genome assembly
AUGAGAGAGAGAAAUGAGAGGAUUCCCGAUCCUGGUGAACAGUUUAGCUAUAUUGUUGUGAAGGGUCCCCAUCUUCAUGAUGAGAAAGGCAGGUUAAUACUAUAUAGAGUUGGGGAUUAUAUGGAGUAUCCAUCGAACAUAGGAAAAGAGCAAAACAUAAAAAUAGAUAUCAGUUAUUAUUUAGGCACUACAGUUGCAAUGUGCGCACGCUUUAUCAAUGAGAAUGAUAGUUAUCAACCACACCCAUCACAUAAAAUAAUGCAGAUCAAGGAUCUAGAUGUAAGAAAAAAGAAGAUCGACAAAUACUUCCAGGACAAGGCU